AGACUUGAUAUAUUUCGUCAAUCUGCCGGUCACAUCUUUUUUCUACAUUUGCACGUUAAUAUUCUGCUAGAUUUCAUUUCUUGCAAAACUGUAAUUUGUCUAAAAUAGAUUUUUGAUAAAAGCCAGUCUCGGUGUGAUAGCUAGCUAAGGGUGAACACAAGGAGGUGGUGAAAGAGAGAGAGGUGGUUUAGAUUUGAGUAGAUUUUUUUGCUACUUUUUGUCAGGCAAAGGGAUUUUUGGAGACUACGAAAUUAAAGGGGGAUUUUGUAAACGUGACAAAAAUGGAUUAUGAUGGGGAGGAGCCGACGACGAAUGGGGAGACAGAGGGAGAUUCUGGCGAGAAAAACCCGUUGGCGUCCAUCAUCGAAGUUGUCGGAGUAGACAAGGAGCUUCUAAAAAAUGUUGGAACGAAGGGACUUUUGAAGCUACUCGUGGCCUCUUUCUACGCUUGUAAUGAUCGUUAUUCACGUAUCAAAGUUCGUAAGUUUAUGCGUCAUUUGCAAGAUCCCAAAUUUGCUGGAGCUCAGGAGGCCUUGAUUUCAAUGGUGUCAGAUGCAAUAUCAUCUCGAGAGGGAUUUGUCACCACGCUUUCCUCAAGCAAGGCUGCACUCGAAUAUCUGAAAUGGAUCAUUUUGAUCGGGAAAGGAAAUAAAACCCUUUCGCCAGCAUAUUGUCGCUUAUUGUCAAGCCUCUUGAGUAAAAUUCAGUGUCCCAGAUUGGAGAGGUCGGCUGAGAAAAAGUUGUAUGGUCUCAUUGUCUCCAUUGGACUAGAAGCCUUUGUCGACCUAUUUAUAGAGAUUUUUUCUAUUGGGAACCUCGUGUCUAUCAGUAUCUUCGUGCAAUACUUUCGUACUCAAGGGGGGGAUAACUUCUUCGGGACGCAUGGAAUCCCAUCAAGAGCUCAGAUUUUGGAUUUGUACAUUAAAGAAUGCAUCAUGACCAAAUCGGUCAAAUCAGAAUGGUAUCUUAAUAAGACGAGCAGAAAUAUAUUUCGCAUCAUGACAGAAGACGAUUGUAAGAUACUAAUUCCAUCCAUUCAAAAAGGACUAUUACGCUCUCCAGAAAUUGCUGCAGAGGCUGUUGCAAACUGUUUAAAAUGGAUUAAAGUUGACCUAAGUCCAUUUGCAACUGAUCUCAGUAAAUCUAUCGGGAGUUGUCUUCAGUCAAAAGAAGAUCCAACCAGGGAACAUGCAAGUGCGGCUUCGAUCACUUUGGCUGCACAUAUGGAUAUUACGAGUAUUCUGAAGAUGGUGGAUUGGUAUUUAGACAUUUAUAAUGGUGCCGAAGGAAAACUUACGGUUGCAGCUCAUAAAAUCAAUAUCUUGAAGACUGUUGCCGACAUUGGAGUAGUAGCCCAAAAGACAGAAAUGGCCUACAAAAGCGAUGCUAAAUGUGUUUUAAGUCGUGGAGUAAAGAUUUUGGAAACUGAGGUUCAUGAGGGUACAUUAGCUCAAGCUGUUAAGAUGAUUAUUUCCUGGAUAUGGUGCAGCUACGACGAAACUCAUCCAGAACUUGCCAAUUUCUUCGCCAAGUCGUUUUCCACCUUGAAGGGAAAUGUCCGGACUGAAGCAUGCAAUUUGAUUAAUUUCCAUUCCACAACUAUCGGAGUGUCGUCCAACGAACAACUUUUCGAUUUGUGUGUCAAAACAUAUGAGAAAAGUUAUACGCAAUUUACCCAAAUGAAUGGAUUGGCCGAGUGCAUCUGUAUAGCGGGUGUUUUAUUAAGAACUGGUCUUUAUUCAACAAAAGACAACACGAUGGAAUCCUAUUGGAAUCUAGUACCUCACAUUAACGAAAAAUACUUGUCUUCGUGUCCUCGCGACUGGAUCCCAAACGCUUGUAGAAUGCUCCUUAACCUUCUCGGACAAGGUGCUCCAGCAGGCUAUGAUCAGCAAAUUGCUUACGAUGCACUUGCAAUGCUAUUUAUCAUUAAUGAUUAUAAAUUACACAAGGAGCUGAUGGAAGAGAUGGCUAAUGUAUGUAAUAAUUGGCCUGUGUCUGAGACAGUUUAUAUUCUAAGAGGAUUUGAAAAACUAUUCAUUGAAAAUCCGAUUCCUAAUCAAACAAGGAGUAAAUUACUUCUCGCACUUGUUAGGUGCAUCAAUACAGAUAUUUACCAAAACAAAGGACACACUUUUGGCGUAGAAUUUCUUCCAGCUUGUCAUCUCUGCUCUGAACAAAAUCUAUGGAUUCGACUUGUCCAGAAAACAGGCCUUGAUCCAGCUACUGUAUUAAAUUAUGAAGAGUAUACCGCGAUCCAGACGUUUAUCAUGGGAUUUGAUGGGUCAGAAAAUAUGCGAGCCAUUUUAAAAACACUCGCAUUUGUUGGACGUGAUGUAAUGGUACACUCCAUGGUGAACGAAUUCCAUAACAUUUUCUUGGAACACGAACAAGACAUAAUGAAGGUUACCCGAGACGAAUACUUUGUCUAUCUGACGCCUGAAAACCAACUUUAUGACACCUCGGUCAUUGAUGCCUCUGAUGAAACUGGAAAGAAUAUGAAGCGAGAAAGCAGGGUGUAUUCAUACAAGGAGCAACUGGAGGAGAUUCAGUUGCGAAAGGAACUUGAAGAAAAGCGACGGCAAACUGGCAAGCCAAUAAUUUACUCUAAUAAGCAAAAGGAAGCCAUCAAAGUUCAAAUGGGAAAGGAAAAAGUAAUUCGCGACAAUGUAGCCAGGUUGCAUCAAAUGGUAGUCAGGGGUAUUGGUCUGCUACAGUGUGCCUGGGAAGGAAACCGUGCAGUUUGUGGAAUGUAUGUGAAGAGCUGUAUUUCAGCCUUAACAAAAUGGAUGCGCUCCCCCUUGUCGGCCCCUGACGCGGUAAAAUUUUUCACUCAGGUUGGACACACGUUGUUUGUUCCUGGAGUGAAAGGCCAAGCAGUUACUCAAAUUUCAUUGAGACUGAUUAAACCUACCUGUGAUUUGGACGUGGAAUGGCAGAAAUCAGAUUUGCAAACUGCCACGAAAAACAUACUAAACUACAUGCUUGGUGAUUUCGGGAAGGAUGAUGAGCUAUCUGGGGUUAAAUUUGCAUAUUCUUUCCCUAUGCUACGUUUGGCUUUUGAACGGUACCCAAAGGACAUUGCUAUUCAGUCUACCGUGCUUCAAAUCAUCCUCACAGUUGCAAAAGACGCCACUCAAACGUUACUUGGAAGAGAAAGCACUAUCCCACGAUUGGACGUUUUUGAAAUGUUGUAUAAAGUAAUAGCUACGAAGGAUGGAACUGUUCAGCAAUUAGCAGUAUCUUCUGUUCUUCAAUUGACCAAGGUAAUUUCCGAUCCAGAAGAUGUGAAAGAGAUGGUCGGUGCUGAAUAUCUACAACAUAUAUCUGCUUUGAUGGAACCUUCUAAACUCUCCCGAGAAACGGCCAUUAGGUGCUUGAAUAUUGUGUGUCCAUUAACGAAAGGCAAACAUACUAUGUGCUACUCGUCUGAAGUAAUCGCAAACGUUUACCGUGAGAGAUUUGAUUCUUCGACGGACAUUGUCACGAUUGCUGAAGACACUUGGGUAAAGUCUCAAUUUCAGGUGGAAGACAAACUGCAUCACUCACUUUAUGAUGCUUGUUUUCAUCCAUGCGACGAAGUUCGCCACUCUGCUUCAAAAGCGUUGUCUUCAUUUUUGAAAACACAUCCAAACAUGAUUGAAAGUACGAUCGGAUCCCUUCUUGUUGCAUAUCAAGACUAUGUCAUUCCAACUCCGGCUCUAAUGGAUAAUCUAGGCCGACUCCUGCAAGAGGAAAUUGAUCGGUGGGAAGCAAGGUGUGGAAUUGGGCUCGCUAUUCGGGAAAUAGCUAAAGAGAUGUCCCCUGAAACUGCUAAGAUGUGCAUGGAGUGGCUCGUCUCAAUAUCGCUGUCAGAUCAUAGUCCAGCAGUUCACAACAUUAUGCUUGAAGCUGCUGUAGAAGUUGUGCAAAUUCAUGGGACGGUUUGUCUCAAUGAAUUCAUCAGUACUAUUGAAACUUUUCUGGAGAAGGCUGGUAGCUCAGGUAGAUAUGACAAUGUUCGACAAGCUUGCGUCGUCCUCAUGGGAUGUCUGGGUCGUCACUUGAGCUCUACUGAUGUUCGAAUAAAGUCCAUCUUUACAACUUUAAUUGACACUCUGUCAACUCCGUCAGAGAAGGUCCAAGAAGCUGUAGCAAAUUGUCUUCCUGCUUUAGUUCCAUCCCUCAGCGCAGAAGCUGAGCCCGUCCUUAAACUAUUACUUGUAAAAGUCAUGGAGGCUGACAACUUUGGUGAAAGACGUGGUGCUGCAUUCGGAAUUGCUGGAAUGAUUAAGGGGUUAGGAAUUUUGUCGUUGAAACAACAUGAUAUCAUGAACAUUUUAGCGAAAGGAAUGCAGGAUAAGAAGAAUUAUAAACACCGAGAAGGAGCCUUAAUGUGCUUGGAAUUGCUGUGUGAGUUCCUCGGUAGAUUAUUUGAACCCUACAUUGUACACGUCCUGCCAUACCUUUUGCAGUGCUUAGGAGACUCUAACGCGUACGUUCGAGAAGCCACUGAAAACACUUCAAAACGAGUCAUGAGUCGAUUAUCCGCUCAUGGUGUGAAACUCGUAUUGCCUUCGCUGACUGGUGCUCUUAACGAGGAUUCCUGGAGGACAAAGUGUGGAUCGGUUGAAUUACUGGGUAGAAUGGCAUACUGUGCACCCAAGCAGUUGUCUGGCUGUCUCCCUAUGAUUGUUCCUCGGCUCAUCGAAGUUCUUGGAGAUUCGCACGUCAAGGUACAAGAGGCGGGUGCCAAAGCACUGGGAUUGAUUGGGUCUGUGAUUCAAAACCCUGAAAUUCAAUCAGUAGUUCCCGUUCUUUUAGAGGCUUUACAAGAUCCUGGAAAACGAUCAUCAUCAUGUUUGCAAUGCCUUUUACAAACAGAGUUUGUUCACUUUGUUGACCCACCUUCGCUGGCUUUAAUUAUGCCUGUCGUGCAAAGAGCGUUCCUUGAUCGAUCUACAGAGAACAGGAAAAUGGCAUGCCAAGUCAUUGGAAAUAUGUACUCUCUAACUGACCACUCAGACUUGGCACCCUACAUGGACAACGUAAUGCCUGGUAUUAGAGCUUCUCUGGUGGACCCCGUACCUGAAGUUCGUGCAGUUGCUGCAAAGGCACUCGGUUCAAUGGCAAAGGGAAUGGGAGACAAAUGCUACGAUGAGUUGUUACCAUGGUUAAUGAAGACGUUGAUAUCAGACGUAAAUUCUGUCGACCGUUCCGGUGCCGCCCAGGGUUUGGCAGAGGUCAUUGGAUCGUUAGGAGAAGACAAAUUGCAUAGAUUUAUGCCAGAAAUCAUUAGGAAGGCAGAUAACGAUGAUAUUGCACCCCAUGUACGGGAUGGUUACAUGAUGAUGUUUAUCUAUAUGCCGGGUGUAUUCGAAACCGCAUUCGUGCCUUAUAUUGGUCAAAUUAUUAACCCCAUUUUAAAGGCUCUGGCUGAUGAGAAUGAAUUUGUCCGAGAAACCGCUCUUAGAGCCGGUCAAAGGAUCGUCACUGGCUUUGCUGAAAGUGCCAUCACCUUGCUGCUUCCGGAGCUGGAGAAGGGAAUAUUUGACGAUAACUGGAGAAUCCGAUUCUCCUCUGUUCAACUCCUUGGAGAUUUGUUGUACAAGAUAUCCGGAGUUUCUGGCAAAAUGAGUACUGAAUCUGCUGGAGAUGACGACAACUUUGGGACAGAACAGUCCCAACAGACUAUCAUCACUGUCCUUGGGGUUGAAAGAAGGAAUCGCGUCUUGGCUGGACUCUACAUGGGGCGCUCAGACGUGGCACUCAUGGUCCGACAAGCGGCCCUUCACGUGUGGAAAGUGGUCGUGGCAAACACUCCAAAGACAUUGCGAGAAAUUUUGCCAACCUUAUUUUCUCUAUUGCUUGGAUGUUUGGCCAGUUCGUCACAUGAUAAGCGUCAAGUUGCAGCAAGAACGCUGGGAGAUUUGGUACGAAAACUUGGGGAGAAAAUUCUACCCGAAAUUAUUCCAAUCUUGGAACGAGGACUGGAAUCCCCUAGGGCUGAUGAGCGUCAAGGUGUCUGUAUUGGACUUGCCGAAAUUAUGUCUGCAACCAGUCGAGAUAUGGUUCUUGCAUUUGUGGAUAACCUGGUUCCUACUCUAAGAAAAGCAUUGUGUGAUAGCUGUCCUCAAGUACGAGAAGCAGCCGCAAAGACGUUUGGAAGCUUGCAUUCAACCGUAGGAAGCCGAGCACUUGAUGAAAUUGUUCCUUUCUUAAUGAAAAAAAUGAAUGACCCAGUUGAAGGAGAAUACGCAUUAGAUGGACUUGGCCAAAUCUUAGUUGUCAAGUCUAAAGUAGUUAUGCCAUAUCUGAUUCCUCAACUUACCAGUCCACCUGUCAACACCAAAGCAUUAGCAAUUUUAGCAUCGGUUUCUGGCGAUUCCUUAUCCCGACAUUGGGGUCGGAUUCUUCCUGCCCUAUUGAGUGUACUCACUGAAAGCGCCGGAACUCCAAGAGAACAAGACGAAUUAGACUAUUGUCAACGUAUUAUCUUGACCGUGACGGAUGAACAAGGGCUCCGAUUCUUCCUUGAUGAUCUUCUAGGUUACUUGAAGCCUGAAAAGGCGGAACUCAAGCGAGCUACGGUCACUUUGUUGUCACUCUUCUGUAUGCACACAAAGGCGGAUAUCGAACCGUACAUGUCACAGUUAAUCAGAGGACUAUUCCAACUUAUGACUGACACGGAUGAAGUAAUUCUAAACCUUGUAGCUGAGGGUUUAGGUGCUAUCAUUAAGAACCUUGACAGUGCAGAAAAAUUAGCUUACGUUGGAGAUAUUCGACAAGCGAUCCGGUUUGUUCAGGGCGAUUUGAAGGGCAAACCUCUUCUUCCAGGGUUGUGCACAUCAAAGGGGAUUAGUCCAGUACUUCCAAUCUUCCGUGAAGCCUUGUUGAAUGCCAGUUCUGAUGUGAAAGAACAAGCUGCCAUCGGAAUGGGAGAACUAAUAGCUUUGAGUAAUGAGACUGCAUUGAAACCAUCCGUGAUACACAUUACGGGACCAUUGAUUCGAAUUCUGGGUGACCGUUACGGCCCCACUGUCAAAGCUGCCGUUUUAGACACAUUGACACUUUUACUAUCAAAGGUGGGCAUUCAUUUGAAAGCCUUCUUCCCCCAACUGCAAAUCACUUUCGUCAAGGCUUCCAACGACCCGAACCCCAGUGUGAAACAGAAAGCCACGAGUGCGCUCGAGCAAUUGAUGCCGCUCAUAAAUAACAAGACGAUGAUCAACAAAGCCAACGUGGGGAAUAUUUCUUCUUAAGACAGUAUAACCUAGUCAAUUUAUUGCUGACUGGGCAUCGUACUUUCGAAAUACGAAAAUUCAAUUUUUAGUUAUGUGUUGGUUGGUUGGUUGACGCUUACUUAUCUUUUAUAUUAAGAGGGAAUGAGGACUUAUAACAUAGUAAGUUGUAUCGGGUAAUCAAUCAGUCUAACAAUUUAUAACAAUAAAAAAAUACGGACA
Molecule: messenger RNA, 7442 nt
Organism: Folsomia candida
Lineage: Eukaryota; Metazoa; Arthropoda; Collembola; Entomobryomorpha; Isotomidae
Gene: l(3)80Fj
Product: eIF-2-alpha kinase activator GCN1
Exons: 36
Coding region: 282-7241 (2319 amino acids)
Biological process (GO): regulation of translation; cellular response to amino acid starvation
Cellular component (GO): cytosol
Molecular function (GO): protein binding; protein kinase regulator activity
Source: RefSeq, a predicted model, not a curated record